UUGGACAUAAAACUUUAAAGUUAAACAACCACCCCCACCAUCCUCAAAUCCCCUCCUUCCUUCCUAUGGAAAAUCCAUCUAAUUGGAAGGCAGUACAUCAGUAACAGCACUGCACAACAAAUCAUAUCAAAAUAUUCAAAAUCAAAUCACACUUUUCAUUUGGAGUACUACUUUAUUCCAUUCCUAAGAUCCUUCAACUUCCCCUAUUCUUCUUAAAACCCUUUUUUUUAUAUUACCCAAACAAAAAUAAAAAUACCCACCACCAAAAAUUAUCAAUAAUCUGAUACAACCCACCAUUAUCUCUACCUCAACUUUCAGUUCACUAAUCAGUCAAACUUAAAGCUCUACCCAGUCAACACUACACUAGUGACUGUGAAGUAAAAAUGUCUUUUUUUAUGGGAUUGUUUAUGGGAAUUACAGUUGGUUUGUUGAUUAUCGUUGCUUUUGUUCGUUGUGAAAAUGCUAGAUCCAAAUCUCGUUCUCAACUUGCAGCGACAAUUGCGGCGUUUGCGAGAAUGACAGUGGAAGAUUCUAGAAAGUUGCUUCCUCCUCCUUAUUAUCCUUCGUGGGUUGUCUUCUCUAACCGUCAAAAGUUGAAUUGGCUUAAUUCCCAUCUCACCAAAAUUUGGCCUUAUGUUGACCAGGCAGCAUCAGAGCUAAUAAGGGAGUCAGUGGAGCCAAUACUAGAGCAAUAUAGACCAAUUAUAUUGUCUUCCUUAAAAUUUUCCAAGUUUACUCUUGGUACUGUUGCACCUCAAUUUACAGGGGUUUCAAUCCUUGAUGAUGAAGGUGAAGGUGUUACUAUGGAGUUAGAAAUGAACUGGGAUGGAAAUCCGAGCAUUAUUCUCGAUAUUAAGACUAGGCUUGGUUUAUCUCUACCUGUGCAGGUAAAGGAUAUUGGAUUCACAGGAAUAUUCAGGCUGAUCUUUAAGCCCUUAGUUACCGAGUUUCCAGGCUUCGGAGCUGUCAGCUUCUCAUUAAGGAAAAAGAAAAAGUUGGACUUGACUCUUAAGGUUAUUGGUGGAGACAUAAGUACUAUUCCUGGGCUGUCCGAUGCUAUUGAGAGCACAAUAAGGGAUGCAAUCGAGGAUUCUAUCAUGUGGCCGGUUCGAAAAAUUAUCCCUAUUUUGCCUGGGGACUAUAGCGACUUAGAACUAAAGCCUGUUGGGAUGCUAGAGGUGAAGCUUGUGCAAGCUAAAGAGUUGACAAAUAAAGAUUUGAUCGGAAAAUCAGAUCCCUUUGCCAUAUUAUAUGUACGACCCACACGUGACAGGACAAAAACCAGCAAGACAAUUGAUAACCAGUUGAAUCCAAUCUGGAACGAACACUUCGAAUUCAUAGUUGAAGAUAAAUCUACACAACACUUGGUGGUUAAAAUUUAUGAUGAUGAAGGUCUUCAGGCCGCGGAAUUCAUAGGCUGUGCUCAGUUCCAGCUAAAAGAUCUUGAACCUGGUAAAGUGAAGGAUGUGUGGCUCAAACUAGUGAAAGAUUUGGAGGUCCAAAGAGAUGCUAAAAACAGGGGACAGGUACACUUGGAGCUUCUGUACUGUCCUUUUGGUGCAGGAAAUGGUGUUACAAAUCCUUUUGAUUCUUCUAUGACUUCUUUGGAGAAGGUUCUUAAAACUGGAGAAGAUGCGAAUCACGAAGCUGAAAAUGGUGCAAGUCUUGCUCCCAAGAGGAAGGAGGUUAUCGUCAGAGGAGUGCUGUCUGUAACUGUGAUAUCCGGUGAUAACUUGCCCGCAACAGAUUUUUCUGGCAAAUCGGACCCUUAUGUGAUACUCACUAUGAAAAAAUCUCAAAUAAAAAACAAAACUAGGGUUGUGAAUGAAAGCUUAAAUCCAGUUUGGAACCAAACAUUCGACAUCCUUGUUGAAGAUGGGCUUCAUGACAUGUUAAUGCUGGAAGUAUGGGAUCAUGAUACAUUUGGGAAGGACUAUAUGGGAAGAUGCAUCUUGACAUUGACGAGGGUGAUACUAGAAGGCGAAUAUAGUGAUAGUAUUCCAUUAGAUGGAGCUAAGACGGGUACCAUCAAUCUGAGUCUCAAGUGGUCGCCGCAACAUGUGUACCGCGAUUAGCAAAACUUCAGAGUAAAUUCUGUUGUACAUUAUACAAAAGGGAUCAACCUGGGAGCUGUAAAGCAUGUUUACAUAUAUCAUUCAAAUUUUGUUAUGUUGUUCUUGCAGUUGCUUUAAUGCUGUAAAGAAGCAACACAUUUGAUGUAAAUUGUUGAAACUUGAAAAAAGAAUGUGGCAGUUUUGCUCUUUCUGUUCUUUGUCUUUAUCUUUAUCUUUGUCCUUCCCUUCUUUUGGGAGUACAAUACAAGGUGUGUACAUUUACUGGUGAGUAAAAUUCUCUUUAUAGUACUAAGUUUAUGUUUGUA
This is a messenger RNA of Beta vulgaris subsp. vulgaris (sugar beet), 2380 nucleotides long. RefSeq names its product synaptotagmin-5. Gene Ontology annotation, molecular function: lipid binding. Lineage: Eukaryota; Viridiplantae; Streptophyta; Magnoliopsida; Caryophyllales; Amaranthaceae. Gene Ontology annotation, cellular component: endoplasmic reticulum. The coding region runs from base 384 to 2075 and encodes 563 amino acids. The record is from RefSeq and is a predicted model, not a curated record. The transcript is spliced from 13 exons.